GCGUCCCAGGUGUCCGCGCGGGCGGUGAUGAAGUCAGCACGCGCGGCUGUGUGGAACGCCAGGGCCGCGCUGCUCUACUCGCUGGGCGGCUGGACCACGCUGGGCGCCCUCAUCUACUACAGCCGCCUGGACAAAGCCGGCACUGAGAAUGAAAGUGAUCCUGAGACAAAUCAAGGGACCCACAAGGAAGUACACACUAAGGAAUAUCCUUUUGGAUUGACAGUGACAACAGAAAUAACAUACAAAGAGGUUCAGCCUCCUCUUACUCGACUGCUUAGGCGUGCAGUAUCAUUCUUUGUUCCAAAUGAUGAGCCUCCUUCCGAAAAGUGAGCUGUUCAGAACAUGCUGGACCUCUGAGAACAUCGUCCCAGUUCCUGGCACCAGACCACUACUGGAAAGCUGUUGCUUGCAUUGCUGAACAGCAGCUCUGCCCAGCUGGGCUGAAGUUGCUUUGCCAGUUGGUGUGCAGGAUGUACCCAGGUGAUCCAGGAUGUACUUGAGAUUGCUCCCCAGCUGGGCAGCUCUGAAAGGGAUACUUUGGGAACGAUUAGUAAAUGGGAAGGAAAGUUUAAUGUUUUGGGUAUGAGAGUUCUUAAUGGUCCUUCAAAUAAAAGCUCUCAAGAGAUGAGUGACAA
Molecule: messenger RNA, 635 nt
Organism: Hirundo rustica (Barn swallow)
Lineage: Eukaryota; Metazoa; Chordata; Aves; Passeriformes; Hirundinidae
Gene: SMIM26
Product: small integral membrane protein 26
Exons: 2
Coding region: 28-330 (100 amino acids)
Cellular component (GO): mitochondrion
Source: RefSeq, a predicted model, not a curated record